Messenger RNA from Neurospora tetraspora, 1488 nucleotides. RefSeq lists its product as uncharacterized. NCBI's taxonomy places the organism in Eukaryota, Fungi, Ascomycota, Sordariomycetes, Sordariales, Sordariaceae. Gene Ontology annotation, molecular function: NADPH binding; oxidoreductase activity, acting on NAD(P)H. The record is from RefSeq and is a predicted model, not a curated record. Bases 348 to 1367 code for a protein of 339 amino acids. The transcript has 2 exons.
UCUUUUCGAAGACAAGCUCAUCGCAAGCCAUAUUGGAAGGCAGCCAUAUCAAUGGUAGCCUGAAGCUGUUGCCCAAUGCUAGGCUCAUUGGGGUUGUUCAGCACUUCACAAGCCGAGGAGACUGUUGGAUGGAUGGUGGGGAAAUGUUGACAAAUCAAGCAACUCGGAUCGUCAACGUCAUCGAGCUAGACGCCCAUUGACAUUCCCCUCAUCAACACCACGAUUUACCCCGCCAGUUCUCGUGUUGAUAUUGAGAAAACUAAUCCUUUGAGGAAGCUCAAUUCAGCUAGGCGUACAGAUUCAACGAAACACCACAAGUUACAGCGACAAGAAACCAGAAAGUCACAAUGGCACCAAAGACCAUGAAAGCAGUCGACAUCAAAAACGGCAAAGGCCCCGCCGACAACCUUUUCAUAAACCCCGACACGCCUCUCCCCCAAGCCCAGCCCGGCCAAGCCCUCGUCAAAGUCAAAGCCUUCGGCCUCAACCGCAUGGACCUGAUCCAGCGAGAGGGCCACUACCCGCUUCCGCCCCAGGCGCCCAGCACUUUGGGCGUCGAGUUCUCAGGCGUCAUCGACUCCUUCGGCGAGGGUGGUGACCACGGCGACUUCCAAGUCGGCGACGAAGUCUUCGGCCUAGCCUACGGCGGCGCCUACGCCGAGUACAUCGCCGUGUCGUCCAAGAUGCUGCUGCACAAGCCUGCGCACCUGAGCUUUGAGCAGGCGGCGGGCGUGCCGGAGACGUGGAUCACGGCGACGCAGGCGUUGCACUUUGUGCUGGGCGGGAUCGGCGAGCAGGGGAAGACGAUCUUGUGGCAUGCUGGUGCUUCGGGGGUGUCGAUUGCGGGCAUUCAGCUCUCUAAGCUGGCUGGCGCGAAACAGAUAUUUGCGACGGCGGGCACGGCCGACAAGUGCAAGUUUAUCGAGAACGAGCUGGGCGCGACGGCGGCGAUUAACUACAAGGAGCAGGACUGGGUGGAGGAGAUCAUGAAGAAGACGGAUGGCAAGGGUGUUGACUUGAUUGUUGACUUUAUCGGCGCCAGUUACUUCCAGAAGAACCUGGAUGUGGUAGCUCGUGAUGGGCGCAUCUGCAUGCUGGGGCUCAUGGGCGGUGCGGUAGCCGAUAAGGUGGACAUCUCCAAGCUGCUGUACAAGAGAGCUCGCGUGGAAGGAAGCACCUUGAGGAGUCGGGAUGAGAACUAUCAGCGCCAGCUGAGGGACAAGUUGAGCGAGUACCUGCCCAAGUUCGAGAGCGGUGAUCUCAAGAUCUUUAUUGACACUGUUUUGCCCUUGGAGGAGAUCGUCAAGGCUCACAAGCAGCUCGAGGCGAAUACGACCAUGGGCAAGAUUAUCUGCACUGUCUCAUAGAUGACAGUAGCAGCACGGGACUGGAAACUGUCUCUAUUUAUCUUGAGGCCAUUUGCCUACCAGCGUUGCAAGCAAAUCAUCAAGAUACCCCUUUGUCAUCUCCUUAACCUGCAAUAAAACC